AAGCCCGUACCCAGACAGGACUAGUUGGACGUACAGUACCGUACUGGGUACUACAAACUAAAUAUAGUGAGCGGGCCGGUCUGGGGAAGCGGGUAUCUCCUACUCCCGGCCAAGAGAUGAAUGUAGGUAGGUUAAAAUAAAUGAAUCUCUAGUAUGACAUCUUCCAGGGCAAUACAAGUAGCGGGAUAAAUUCUCCCCCGUCUUAUCCUCUACUCCCAUCUGGGAUUUAAGAGGUAUACGAUGCGGCAAUGACUACAUUCUCGCGUCUCAUCCGCUUUCUGGCCAAAGAUGGUCACGUUUACUACGGCGAUGCCAUUAUGCCUACUGGCGUCGGCGACUUUGGCAAAGUGACUAAGGCCUAUGUAAUUCAAGGGGAUAUCCUUGGUCAACAUCGAGUCACAGACCAAGUUGCCGAUGUGAAAAUGCUCCCCGCACCAUUGGCGAGGAAGGAUGUUGCAACGGUGCGCUGUUUGGAACUGAACUAUGAGCAGCAUGCCAAAGAAUCCAACCUCCCCACCCGCCUAUCCUGUCCUCUUUUACAAGCCAAUCACAUCUAUUACUGGUCCGCAUGAUGAUAUCCCAGUGUCUUCUGUGGCGCAAGAUGG
Molecule: messenger RNA, 605 nt
Organism: Aspergillus alliaceus
Lineage: Eukaryota; Fungi; Ascomycota; Eurotiomycetes; Eurotiales; Aspergillaceae
Exons: 2
Coding region: 249-572 (107 amino acids)
Source: RefSeq, a predicted model, not a curated record